Acipenser ruthenus (sterlet) is the source of this 2530-nucleotide messenger RNA. RefSeq names its product RNA-binding Raly-like protein. The transcript has 8 exons. The coding region runs from base 202 to 828 and encodes 208 amino acids. Gene Ontology annotation, cellular component: nucleus. The record is from RefSeq and is a predicted model, not a curated record. Gene Ontology annotation, molecular function: RNA binding. NCBI's taxonomy places the organism in Eukaryota, Metazoa, Chordata, Actinopteri, Acipenseriformes, Acipenseridae.
GAACAGUUCUUAGAGUGUUGUCAUUGAUUCAGUAAUAUACAAUACCUUGGCUGUGUGUGUGUUAGAGAGCGAGAAAAAGAGAAAGAGACUGAGAGAGAUUGAGAGAAUCGGCGUCCUCGGUUCACUGGCCAGUUACAUCCUGUCUCCAGCAAAAAGGGACCCCCCCCCCCUGCUCCCGCCAGCACUUCCACUUUUCCUGGUAUGACCUUAUUCAAGAGUGAACAUCGCGGCCAGAGACGUAUAAGCAUGGCUGGGGAACUCAAGACCAGCAGACCCAGAGCUGGGUAUAAGCGACCAGGCAGUACUGUGUACGGGAGCAGUUUUGACCUGGACUACGACUGUUACCAGGAUGACUUUUAUGACAGAGUGUACGAUUACCAGCGGGUCCCAGCCUCCCUGCCUCCUGACUCACGCGGCCCCUCCCUGCCCAAGCGGCCUCGGCAGUCGGACACAGCAUUCCGGAGGAGUAAAGAGAGUCUCUCGUCGAAGGGGAGGUCAAGCAGCUCCUCCAACAGAGCAAAAUUGAAGGCCGAUGAGUUGCAGACCAUAAAGAGGGAGCUGACUCUGAUCAAGGUGCAGAUCGACGGCCUCCUGGAGAACCUGGACAGGAUGGACAGACAGAGGAAAGACCAGACAGAGCUGGACAGCAGUGCAGGGGGCUCUCCUUACCGGGCCUCAGCCAGCAGCCCCGAUGGAUCCCUGCCCAGCCCCAGCCAUCAGCGCCGGGGCCAGCGAGAGCGGGGGGAGAGCCCGGAGCUCGGAGAGGCCAGUGACGAAGACAACGACACGGUUAAUAACCACAGCUCAGACCAGGAGGACACCAUGUAAACACACAGAAAUCAGCACACAAAGGAACCCAGUAACGGAACAGAAGGAAAGUGAGCAUCAUGCAUGGAGGUCCCUGCUUGCAGCGAGAGCUCAGGCCCUCAUCUACUGAACGGGUCUCCAAGGGGAAGAAUGAUUGUUAUAAAUUGCCUGUUCUGCGUAUUGAUUUUCCCUGGUUUGGUUAUAAUCUGAUAGUCUGAGCACCUGACUAGGGGCCCCAUCCUUUUAAUGUUAGAAUGUGUUUUUAAGCAGCUUGGUAAACUGAUAACAGCUUUCAAUUUUUAAUCAAAUGCAGUUUAAUAGCAAAACGGUUUUAGCAGCUAAGUUAUUAUGGUAUGUACAGCUGACUCGGGGGUGUAUGUGGUAAUGAUCUAAACAGUGGAGGAUUUAACUCCCAAUGACUUUUAACUCCAUAAGCAUCUCAUUAGCACAAUCAAUUACAGAGGAAAGGGAAAUUUGAAGGUGCAGGUGUAAAGAGACCUGCCACUGUUUAGAUGACAUUAAAAUACUGUAGACCCCUUUUACUGUAUGGUGUUAGUGUCUUCUUGUCUGUACUUUGAUUUCUGUCACUAAAAUUGUGCAUGAGAAGGAUCAGCUGUACAUAUUAACUCAUUUUUAGUUAAGCAGGAAAAAUAUAUUUUCUUAACAAUUACAAUUGCAUUCCACAAGAAUUUUACAGCUGAAAAAUGGUUUGUGUAAGAAUUUUGGGGUAGUGUGUUUUUUUUUUUUUUUUUUGGUUAGAAAAUAAGAUAUACGGGAAUGUUUUUGAAGAUGGUGGUUUGAUUAACUGGUUAAUUCUUGUUGUAAGUUGCUACACAAUUACAACAAGUAUUUUACCAUGGGGAGGUAGACAAAGUUGCUAAAACAUCCAAAUUCACAAAUUUCAAUUGAACCGUUGCCCCCAUUUAUUUGGCAUUAGCCACAAAAAGUUUGACUACUAGAGUAAGUAGCUUUAAAUGACAUUUUAAGUUUUAAACAUUUCCCUAAAUGUUGUAUGUUUUUUUUUGCAGUCAUUCUGAGUAGUUCUGGGUUCUGUUGCUUCAAUGUUGAGAUUCGCCAGACAAGGUCAAAGCAAGGUCAAAGCAAGGUCAAAGCAGAUUUAGAGAACACUGGAGAACCAAAAUGGAACCACUCAGAAUUAUUGCACACACCACAACAUAGUAAGGGAAAUAAAAAAAGACAUUUGAAUCUACUUGUAAUAUUUUUACUUCAAAUUUAGUUACCGCUAAAUAGUUCUUCUCCAUUAAUAACAUGGCAGUCUGGAAUAAAUGCUUUGAAAAAUAUACCAGGAUUUAAAUAUACUGCCCAUAUCAUUGGAGUUUUUUCAGAGGACAUUUCUAGAAGGUAGAGCAGCAAACAGCAAGACAACACUGGAGCAUUUCCCUUCCAACAGCAGUAUGAGAGUGUAGUUCUGAGGUCUACAAUGAGGAAGGACUGGGAGAUCUUUGGACGACCCUGUAUAUAGUCAUCUGGCCUGAUUGUAUUGGCUUUGAUGGGGUGAAGUGUAAUAAUAUUCGGAAAUAUUGUAAACUUUCUUGUAAUCUGUAGACACUACUGUACCUGAUUUUCGUAUUGUUCUUCUGUUUUUGUAUUUAUUUAUUUUAUUUUAUUCACAGUGAUUUGGUAGAUUUUCAAUGUUUUUGUGUUCAUGAAAUGCUGAAUGAAUGCAGAAAUGCAAUUAGUAAAGGUAUUUUCUUAUUGAUUA